This is a messenger RNA of Thamnophis sirtalis, 1499 nucleotides long. RefSeq names its product sphingosine-1-phosphate phosphatase 2 (gene SGPP2). Gene Ontology annotation, cellular component: endoplasmic reticulum membrane. NCBI's taxonomy places the organism in Eukaryota, Metazoa, Chordata, Lepidosauria, Squamata, Natricidae. Gene Ontology annotation, biological process: sphingosine metabolic process. Gene Ontology annotation, molecular function: sphingosine-1-phosphate phosphatase activity. The record is from RefSeq and is a predicted model, not a curated record.
UCCGAUCCGACCCCAGGACGGGCUCCUUCCUUUCCUGGAGGCGAGAAGAGCCUGCUUAAUUACAAAGCACCGACGUCCAGAGGAGCAGCGCCAGCCCCGCAGUGAAGGCAGCCACCCGAGUCGAGGAGCGACUCAGGCGCAGCACCGGCUUCGGGGCGCGGCUGCACCUGUCCCAAGCCCGGCCCUUCUCUUCGGCUCCUCUGCAGAGCUUCCCUCUCCUCUGCAGAGCUGCACCUGGCUUUUGCUUACGAUCCGGAGGGAGGAUGGCCGGGCUGAAAGGCAGCCUCUUGGGCUCUCAACUCGUGGCUCGGUUCCAGCGCCACUGCGGGCUCUUCCUGCGAGGCGAGAAGGACCACCAAGCGGUGGGGAACGGCAGCCGGCCCCCAACUCUGCGGGAUGUUCACAACGGGCAGCGCCCGGGCUUCAGUCUGCCGGCUGACUGCGCCACCUGCAACGGCAGCCCCAGGGACGGCUGGAAGGACUGUUCACAAGAUUAUGUUGUAACAAAUUAUUUCUACUACUACCUGUUCAAAAUUUCUGCUGCAAUGGGCCAGGAAGUUUUCUACAUCACGUUUCUUCCAUGCACUUACUGGAUCAUAAAUGCCUACGUUGCACGGAGACUGAUAAUUAUGUGGUCGGUAGUCAUGUAUAUUGGUCAAGUCAUGAAAGACCUUCUGAAGUGGCCUCGUCCUCGGUCACCACCUGUUGUCAAGCUAGAAAAGAAGACUAAUGCAGAAUAUGGAAUGCCAUCCACACAUGCAAUGGCAGCCACUGUCAUCUCUUUCACUUUUGUAUCUGUGACUGCAAACCAGUACAAGUAUCCACUUGAACUUGGACUGUUGGGAGCCUUCUUAUUUUCAUCUCUGGUAGGCCUCAGCAGAAUUUACACAGGAAUGCACACAGUGCUCGACGUCAUUGUCGGCAGUCUAAUUUCCUUAUUUUUGACUGCUAUUGCCUGUCCUACCUGGGAUACUGUGGAUCACUUGAUGCUCACCAGCCCUUUCUGUCCAGCAUUCUGCAUCAUUGUGCCCCUCUUCUUGUGCUACAAUUAUCCUAAACUAGAUUAUUACAGUCCAACUAGAGCAGAUACUACCACUAUUCUAGGAGCUUCUGCAGGAGCCAUUAUCGGGUUUUGGGCAAAUAAUCACUAUGAUUCAAAUGCUGCAUCUAAAGAUGUCACUUACAGUGUUUCUUCCAUCACUAGUGAAAUUAUCUUGUUAGUGCUUGCAAAAGUUGUAGUGGGGAUUGGUGUUUUAAUGAUGACACGGCAGAUUGCCAAAACUAUUGUUCGUAAAUCAUUAUGUUCUUGGCACAAGGUUUCUAACAGUGAUGUUGUAGCUAUGCAGCAAAUAAAAAUUGAAGUGCCCUAUAAAUUUAUCACCUAUUCUUCUAUUGGUCUAAGUGCUACAAUGUUUGUGCCACUAAUAUAUACAUUUUUUGGUUUAAAUUAAAUACCGUAUUUUUCAGAAUAUAAGACACACCCUUUUCCCUCAAAAAGA